Messenger RNA from Anopheles stephensi (Asian malaria mosquito), 892 nucleotides. RefSeq names its product glycine-rich selenoprotein-like. Gene Ontology annotation, cellular component: endoplasmic reticulum membrane; Golgi apparatus. The record is from RefSeq and is a predicted model, not a curated record. Bases 159 to 431 code for a protein of 90 amino acids. NCBI's taxonomy places the organism in Eukaryota, Metazoa, Arthropoda, Insecta, Diptera, Culicidae. The transcript has 3 exons. Gene Ontology annotation, biological process: endoplasmic reticulum calcium ion homeostasis; calcium ion transport.
CAUAAACGCACGUUUGACGUACGACGUGUUCCUUCAUCUGUGUGCGACCAGCUGUAAUUUGUUUUGUCAUGUUGCGAAUCGAGACAAAAUAAAGGGCAAGCAGUGAAAUACGCAGUUAAACUUGCACGGAGAAGAAAUCUUACGGCCGUUUCUUGAAAAUGGUGUACAUUUCAAGAAACGGCGUGGUACAGGAAGCCCAACCAUGGGGCGUAGAUCGCAUCAAGGGUCUCAUAAUGGGAUUCUUUAACUUCCUGGUGAUGUUUUUCCGCACGAUGCUGGAUUUCCAGGGUGGUGGCGGAUCGGGUGGUCGUGAUGUACGGCGUGGGGGCGGUGGCGGUGGUGGAAAUGACGGACCACCGGGAGGACCGCGCCGAAGACCGAUCGGGCGACCGAUGACACUGUCCGACUGUACCGUGCCCGGUGGCGGAUGAGCUCGGUAAAGUGUCAAACCGCUAGCUAACGGUUAGCGUUUGGCACCGUACACCCCCCCCCCCCCCCCCCCUCUACCAUCCGGCAGAGCCUGUGUGGGCCCGUAGGGAUACUCCUACGUAUGACGGGCGCGUCCUAAACCUCCGCUACCAAACAGGCGGGUGCGUCCCGAAGAAUGGGCUACACAGGUUUGCCAACACUUUUUUUUUUCUCUGCGUGUCUGGUGGUGGGAGAAUAGUUAAUUUUUUGUUUCGUUUGUGCUGCAUCGCUCUACGGCGUUCGUAAUGCUUCUAUCAACAUUCUAAAAUCAACCACUCAAUUGAAUAUCAUAACUAGCCACUCCCUAUGGCCGGUUUAGAAAUCUCCGUGAAUAGGUUUAGCUUUCGGUUUUCGUUUUUCACUGCGGUAAAAAUUAAUCAAUCAUUAUUAAAUUACCUUUUUCGUGUAACAUAAUGUAUAUCCA